UCGAGUGAAUUAGUUGUGGCGCAUAGUUUGAUAUUUGCGUUGCUUUGGCUGAAUUUUCAAACGAAAUGAAGCUAAUUUUACUGGUGUGCUUAUCAGUGAUUAGUGCCAAUGAAGCGGCCCGGAUCCUGUGUGUUUUUCCAAUACCUUCAAUCAGCCAUCAAUUGGCCUUCCGACCAUUACCAUUAGAGCUAGCAAAACGGGGCCACGAGUUAACCGUUCUCACGACUGAUCCUAUCUUUACUGAAGGCCAAUCCCCUGAAAACUAUACAGAAAUAGACGUCCACGAUGUAUCUUACGAUGCCUGGAAGAAAGGUUUCCUACAGACGUCAAGAGGAAAAUCUCAAGAUAUUUUCGAACAAGCUAGAGUUGCAAUGACUGUUAUAAGUAAAGUUGUCGCGAAACAAUUACAGACCGACGAAUUUGAGGCGGUUUUGAAGGGCGCAAAAAAAUUUGAUUUGCUAAUUAUCGAAGCCCCUGUUAAAAUACCUAGGAUACUCAGUCACAUUCUGGGCGCACCCAUGAUACUUAUGAGUUCUAUGGGCGGAGCCUGGGAUCUUUACGACAUUGUCGGAGCACCAAGCCAUCCACUGUUAUAUCCCGAUUUGUUAGCCCAAAGAUUAGAUAAUCUAACGUUAUGGGAAAAGCUACACCAGUUAUACAACUACUAUUCAUUUGUAAGUUUGUUUGAUAAGCUGGAGAUCGAGGAUGAUGUGCUGAUUAAGAGUAUUUUUGGGCCGACGAUGCCAAAAUUAAGUGAAAUGAGGAAUAAUGUUGAGUUGGUGCUGUUGACAACGCAUCGCAUUUGGGAACACAAUCGUCCGGUUCCACCCAAUCUUAUUUACGUUGGAGGAAUUCAUCAGAUGCCACAAAAAGAACUGCCUUCGGAUCUCAAAGCCUUCUUAGAUUCAUCUCAACACGGAGUUAUAUACAUAAGUUUCGGCACCAAUGUUUUACCUUCGCUGUUGCCACCAGAACGGAUCCGAAUUUUGGUAAAAGUUUUUUCUGAACUACCCUACGAUGUGCUGUGGAAGUGGGACAAAGAUGAACUUCCCGGAAGAUCUAAAAACAUCAGGAUCUCCAAGUGGCUACCACAAUCUGAUUUACUUAGGCAUCCAAAAAUAAAACUCUUCAUAACCCAAGGUGGUCUCCAGUCAACAGAAGAAGCGAUCACUGCGGGAGUUCCCCUAAUUGGGGUGCCGAUGUUGGGUGACCAGUGGUACAACGUAGAACAGUACGUGAGACACAGAAUUGGACUAAGACUUGACUUGGACGAGCUAUCUGAAGAUAAACUGAGGAGUUUCAUUGAAGAGAUCAUUAAUGAUCAAAGCUACCGUCAGAACAUAGCUCGUCUCCGAAGCCAGUUGUACGAUCAGCCUCAGAGCUCGUUGGAGCGCGCCGUGUGGUGGACGGAGCACGUGCUGCGUCACGGAGGAGCCCAGCAUCUCCGAGCUGCCGGCGCCAAUCUAUCCUGGACACAAUACUUGGAAUUGGAACUUGUUUCAGUAUUGCUUAUCGCUUUUGUCGUAAUGCUCAUGAUUUUAAUUUCCAUAAUAUUGUAUACGUGGAAGCUUCUAAGUAGUUUAGGUCUAAAGACUAAGUUGAAGAAAACCUAAGGCUUUUUUUGUAAAAAAAUGCGUGAUAGUAUCACUGGUUCCUAGUACGAUGGCAAAAUGAUUUUGUUUAAUAAUACAAUAUUAUUAUUAUAAACUACUCAAAACAAAAUAGGGCCCACCAUGUUUUAUAAAUUAAUUUUACAGAUUCUUUUUCUUUUUUUAGUUUUUAUGAUUAGGAAUGAAUAAAUUAAGGUUUUCGAAAGUGUGUGAACAUUAACAAUAGAUAAACAUGUCAACAAUACUUCGAAAUGUUUAACUUGACUAUUUACUACCCAACAAAUUUUUUUAGACGAAAUUCGAGAUUAACUUAAAGUGGGCCCUAUUUUGUUUUGAGUAGUUUAUUACUUUUUACACGCAAUGUAUUACAAUCUAUAUAAUAUGUACAUAAAAAUGAAUUGCUGUUCGUUAGUCUCCGAGUCUAAAACUCGAGAACGGCUGGACCGAU
Messenger RNA from Bombyx mandarina (wild silkworm), 2058 nucleotides. RefSeq names its product UDP-glycosyltransferase UGT33D2 (gene UGT33D2). NCBI's taxonomy places the organism in Eukaryota, Metazoa, Arthropoda, Insecta, Lepidoptera, Bombycidae. The record is from RefSeq and is a predicted model, not a curated record. Gene Ontology annotation, molecular function: UDP-glycosyltransferase activity.